Molecule: messenger RNA, 7347 nt
Organism: Xiphophorus maculatus (southern platyfish)
Lineage: Eukaryota; Metazoa; Chordata; Actinopteri; Cyprinodontiformes; Poeciliidae
Gene: ppp6r2b
Product: protein phosphatase 6 regulatory subunit 2
Exons: 25
Coding region: 460-3252 (930 amino acids)
Cellular component (GO): cytosol; nucleus
Molecular function (GO): protein phosphatase regulator activity; protein phosphatase binding
Source: RefSeq, a predicted model, not a curated record
UAUGCUUACACGGUUGAUUUAUAGCCAACCAUUUGAUGACAUCUUAGUCAGUCGCCAUUUUUAAAUUUCAAAUCGCUUUUCUCCUUCGCUUUUCUGUCAACACAUCCUCUUGGCUGCUCAGCCGCCGUGUAACGGAGUGUAAAUGACAUUGCAGCCAGGAAAGGGGUAGUAGGAUGUUAGGCUAACAACGCAGUUUACAGGCUGCUAUGGGCCUUACAGUGACCUGACAGCCGAAGUCGCCAAUUCCUGUUGUUCAGCCUGCAUAUAACGACCGGUGAAAAGAUGAUUCAGAGGUCAAAGGCAGUUUCCUGGGCUUGUGUGUUUGCUGUUGUUGAGUGACUUGAGUAUGUGAAUCUGCAGAUGUCGAUUGAUGUCCGGGCUCUGAUCAUAAGGCAGAUGGCUGUUUAAUGAGAGCUCUUCCUUGUUCAUCUCCAAGUUUUAGAUCUGCUGACGCCAACAAUGUUUUGGAAGUUUGACUUGCACACAUCCUCUCAUCUGGAGGCUUUGCUAGACAAGGAGGAUGUCACCCUCACUGAGCUCAUGGACGAGGAAGACGUGCUGCAGGAGUGCAAGGCCCAAAACAGGAGACUCCUCCAGUUCUUCUGCCAGGACCAAUGCAUGCAAGAGCUAGUUCGUUUGAUUACAACAGAACCCCCUGCUGGCGCAGAAGAGACCAAGCGCUUCAAGUAUCCAAACAUAGCAUGUGAGCUGCUGACAUGUGAUGUAGGGGUGAUCAAUGAUAAACUUGGCAAUGAGGAGCCUCUGCUAGAAAAUCUGUAUGCUUUCCUGGAGCAACCAUCCCCACUUAACCCCCUCCUGGCCUCCUUCUUCAGCAAGACAAUUGGGAAUCUAAUAGCACGGAAGACUGAGCAGGUCAUCAGUUUCCUGCGAAAAAAGGAAGGAUUCCUUUCAUUGGUCCUGAAGCAUAUAGAUACAUCUGCCAUGAUGGAUGUGCUGCUACGCCUUAUCAGCUGUGUGGAGCCACCCCCACUUCGGCUCGAGACCCUCACUUGGUUGAAUGAACAGAAACUGGCCCAGAGACUCAUAGAGCUCAUUCACCCUGAGAGAGAUGAAGAGAGGCAGACAAAUGCUUCUCAGACACUGUGUGACAUCAUUCGUCUCAGCAGAGAUCAGGCCAGUCAGCUGCAAGAGAUUUCCCAGCCGGACCCGCUGCUCACUGUGCUGGAAUCGCAGGAGUGUGUCGAGCAGCUACUUCAGAAUAUGUUUUCAGGAGAGAUGGCUGAAAGCUGCAUUGUCAGUGGGAUUCAAGUUCUUCUGACCCUGUUGGAGAUCCGUAGGCCAGUGGUGGAUGGUGUCAUGGAUGCUCAGGGGUUUGAGAGAAGUUACACCGUUAACAGCAGCAUUUUGUUGGCUAUUCAACCACACCUAAUACACUUUCACCAGCUACUUCUGGAACCACCUAAGCGAGAUCCCAUGCUGACUACUCUGGGUGUGCUGGAGGAACCGCUGGGGAACACACGCCUGCAUGUGGCCAGACUCGUGGCCUCUCUGCUUUACACCAGCUCUGCCAGCCAUGCAGUCGUAGCUCAGGAGCUCUGCAGGCUCAAUACCAUGGAUCUCCUUCUGGACUUGUUCUUUAAGUACAACUGGAACAACUUCCUGCACCUUCAAGUGGAGCUUUGUGUUGCUGCCAUCGUUCGGCCAUGUGCCCAUGAAAUGAGACUGCAGCCUGACUUCAGUUCCCAGGAUAAAUCCAAGCUUUCUCCUGACGCACUUCAAGAGCCGAAUACAAGUGAGCCCCCAACCUCUGAACCUUCAGUCACCUCUGAAAACUCUGCCCACAACUUAAUGGUGACUCAUUUGUUCCAACACUGCCACCUUAUCCAAAGGAUUCUGGAGACUUGGGAGGAGAAUGAUAAAAUCCAGUCAGAAGGUGGCAUGAGAAGAGGAUACAUGGGACAUUUGACAAGGAUUGCCAACACUGUGGUGCACAACCUGGAAAAAGGCCCAGUACACACUCAAAUCAGUAGCCUUAUUGCAGAGUUACCAGAGGACUACAGAGCACGCUGGGAAACCUUUGUGGAACACACACUGUCAGAAACCAAUAGAAAAAACACCAUAGACCUGGUUGGAACUGGAAACCCUCGAUCUUCUUCAGAGGAUGACAUGGAGAGCCCCUUCCCUAAAGAGCUGACAAUGCAGCAGGCCUUUUCAGACUAUCAGAUCCAGCAAAUGACGGCUAACUUCGUAGAUCAGUUUGGCUUUAAUGACGAUGAGUUCACGGAUCAUGACGACAACAUUGGUGCAACGUUUGACCGGAUUGCUGAGAUCAAUAUCAACAUUGAUGCGGGCCAUGACACCCCCUGCUUUUUGCAGGCCAACACAGCUGUGUUUGAGGCCUGUUCUAAGGAAAGGAUUCAGCCCUUUGAUGAUGAUGAAGAAGACAUAUGGGAGGAAAAAGAAAUCAACUAUGCAACACAAACAAAGUCAAGAAACAGGUUCGGUGGCUCCCCUUCCUCCCAAAGCCAAGCAGCCAGUCAGACGUGUGAGAGGACAGCUACUUCCAGCACCGAUGACCCUGACAAACCUGCAGACUCUGAUUCUGAGGAGGAAGACAAUAAAGACGACUUUGAUCCGUUUUCAAGCCAGGACCAGACAGUUGCACCUCCAAGUUCCGACUGGGUUGCAGACUUUGGAGAGGUGAACUCCACAGCUCCUGCAGCUGGAGCAGCAUUUUCCCCCUGGGACGCUCCGGUCUCCCAGCCAGCUGCAACAGAGACUGAAGAUAAAGGGUGGGCCAAAUUCACAGAUUUUCAGCCUUUCUGUUGCAGCUCUGAAACGGGCCCCAGAUGCAGCUCUCCUGUGGACUCGGACCUCAGUGGUUCAGACGGCACUAAACCAAACCCCAACCCAUGUGUGUGGAGUGCUUGUGUGGCAAGAAAAGCUCCUCUCGUGGCAUCGGACAGUUCCUCCUCCAGCAGCUCAGAAAGUGAUGAAGAGGAAGGAAAGACAGGGUCCACUUCCAGUGAGACGGUUACCACGGAGACCAUCACCACAGGUGCAGGGAAGGAGACUAUCCAGCUGACUGUGGAUGCCAAAAAUGAGAGGGCAGUCUUCACAAGUGAAGGAGAUAAGGUGCCUAUAGAUGGACUAUCAAUCAAGGAAAAAGACAAAGAAGAUGAAAAAGAAAAGAAACAUGGAAACGGUUCUAGCACAGUUACCGCCAGUCCAACCAACCAGUCGGCCGCUGUCACACAAGAGAUGCAGUCCCCUGCUAAUGGACCGGCCUAGCAACGCAGCACAGGCCCACUUUUCCCACCUUUUUGUUCAACGCGCAGCCAUGCCCCCUUUUUUGCUUCCAGUUAGCAGAACCCCAAUGCCCUUUUGUUGUCUGAAGACAUGUAAGUGAAUAAAGAUCGUCUGUUCUGGGGUCAAACAGUAUUUAUGCUGGAAAGUAGGCAUCCACUCAUGGGUAAUAUUGAUGUCUCAUAUGCGCCUUCAUGACAUAAUUACAACUAAAGAGCUUCGAGGAGGCGACCUGGGUACUGUAGAGCAUUUCAUUGUGCCACGCAGCCAAAUUCAACUUCUUUUAACUCAGAAUCUUAGAUUGUUGGGGUCUGUCUAUUUUUUGCUCUUGAAAUCAAGCCACAAAGAUUUUUUUUUUUUUAGCACAGGAUUUGACUGUUUACACUUUAGUAUUGAGAGCUACAUUGUAAUAAUCAGCCAAGAUUCUUGGCUAGUUGCCAGUUUCACCACCUCUGACUUUAGAAAAUUAAAACGCAGGCAUUUUAUUACAAGAAAUGUAAUUUUUUUUGUUUUUUUGCUGCUUCAAUUGUUCUCUGUCUGUUUUCAUUAGCUGUAAUCACUUGAGAAAGAAAUGGUCUUUGCAUUUAGAGUAUUGGACUUUGAGAGAAUCACGAUUCACUUCUGAAAAUCCCAUAAUUUAGAAGUGUGUGUGUGUGCUUUGCAUACAUGUGUUUGUAGCCGUGUGUUUGUGUGUGUGUCGAGUUCUGUCUGUUACAGAGCGUAAUCUCAGGUUUAAGGAGAGGUAUGCAGAUACAAAGAAAGCACACCUGUGUAACACACACUCACACACAGUUCCAUACACACAUGUAUCAACAACCAUAUCCACUAACAUGCAAAGAAAAAAAAAAAAGCAAAACAAAAAAGAACACAUGGUGAUGAUGUGCACAUACCUGUUCAUACCACCCUUCAGAGGUGUUUCAAUGUAAUAUUGUGAAUUUUGAACCUGUAUUAGGUUGUGGCUAUUCUUGGUAUUAUGUAAACGUAACAUAAAUGUAAACAUUAUAUAUAAACAUUAUUAUAUCUAUUUUUGGAAUAAAUCUGGUGUAUGGAAGUGAGGUUGUUUUGCAGGUUGCAGUGUGCGCGAGUGUAUUUAUGUGUGCGUGUUCUGUUGAAAGGCAAUAAUGAUGUCUGUUUUUUGUUGACGGGCCAGCAUCAGUUCCUGUUUCUUUGCUACUUGCUUCCUAUAUAGAAGCAUAGGACGGAGCAUGAUGUGAAUGCAUGUUGGUAGUCUGCAGGAUGUCUUCCGCAAAAAAUCUUACUUAAAAGAUGAUUCUGGUUAUUUACAACUCAAGUUUUAUUUUUUUCAUUAUCAUUUCUCAGAGUGAAACAUUUGCUUUAACUUGAAAGAUUUAUAUAGAGUGGAAAAUGAGUUAUUCGGAACUCGAAAACAACAAAAAAAAAGUAUUAUUUGAGCCGCUUUUCCCUAGUUUAAGCAUUUUUUUUUUGGCUAUUUUACUAAAAAUAAGGUUUUGGUAUUUUCUGUCAUUUGCCAUUUAGUUAUUUUGUAAUAUUGAAAUAUUGCCUUCUUUAGCAGGACAUUUCAUUCCCAUCGCUGGGUGUCUCAAAUCCCUUUUAACAACUCGCAACUUAAAAUAGUAUUCUGUAUUGUACAUAGUCUACAGCAAGGAGAAAAGUUUUAUAGUUCAAAAUAAAUUUUAUUUUUGGUUUUCUUUCAUCAUGCAUCAUAAUCAGUCAUCAUUGGUAGCCAAUGAGUAACCAAAAAGAAUACAAUGGAGUCGAGUAAGUUUUUAUAAAUUGAUGAGAUUUGAACAUAUUUUUCUCACAAUUAUCCAAAUAUUUCUUCCAAAAAUUUACAACAAAAAGUAAACUUUUUUGCCAUGUCUUAAAUACAUGAGUAGUAAUUUCUGAUACACAGUUGUAGUAUAAAAGAAUGAAAUUACAAUGCGUCUGUUCAAAAUGGUAAUUUGAAUUGAUAAUGAAGCAAAGUGAAAGGGAGAAAAGGUCAUAAGUUUCUUGAAAGCCUUACGAGUGUAACAUGUUUUUGAUCAGUCGCAUACAUAAAAUGAUUCCUCGAUCAAGAGAACUGGGGUUGUCUUAGUCUAAAUGUUUUAUCUCAAAAACAGUAAAAACAGUUCUUUUAAGAUGAGCUCCAGUCCAACGCUUGAUAAAACUUGACCUAAGUUAUUAUAAACUGGAAUAAUUUAUUCAGUUUUUUGGUUUUCCUCUUUCUCAGGGUAGGAGUUGACUUUAAUUGCAUAAAUGUCUCCUGAGUGAUUGCUAUAUUUAUUUUUGAAAAAAAUAAUCACUUUUUUAAGGAACAUGUCUGAGUUGUACUUGAGGAGCCACCUUGAUACUCCCUCCUCAAAGAGGCAGGGGGAGUUGGACUUGAAAAAGCAAACCAUGUAGAUACUGUAGGUUUUUUUCUUGUAUUUUUCUUUCAAUGGUCUCUGCCAAAGUGCGGCUUCUCUCCAGUGGCAUAGCUGAGCCUCAUAUCUGGUUUCUUGCAGUGGUCCUACACAUCUAGAUUUAUCAAACGCAGCCUCUUUUUGAGCCCCCAUCUGUGUUGCCCUUCCCCCCCAAAGUCAUACGGUAUAGUUAAGAGCAAAAGAAGUGGAUAAACUGAGUCAAAAAGAAAGUAUUUGAAGAAUCGAUUACAACUUUUCACUUUUAUCUGUCCAGGACAUUUGAGCUGUUUGAAGUUCUCAGAAGUUGAGGUUUGCUUUAUGUCAGGGUUAAAUAGCUGCGUGCAGGGUCGGAAUAUUUCAAACCUUCUUUAAUCAAAGUUAAAAACCACGUCGGACCCAAAGUGUUUGUAUGUCUUGGAGUAUAACGGGUAUGUUGCAAUGUGGUAGGAUAUGGUUAAAUUUUGAGUGCCAUUAGGUUUGCACAUUAACCUCAUUUACCUCCUUGGGUAUAUGUCCUAAAAUUUAAAAACUUUUUUGGUUGUUUUUUUUUUAAUCUACCCAUUAUAAACAGUGCCUUGCAAAGUAUUCAUAGUCACUGAUCUUUUUCAUUAGCACGUUUUACAAACGUCUGUGUAUUUUCCUGGGAUUUUAUGACAGAUGAACAUCAUUUGUUGAAUACUUGUAAAGCAGAAAGAAAAUUAUGCUUUCUGUUUUUAGCAAAAAAAAAAAUCGGAAAAUUGUGGAGUGCAUUUACAUUCAGCGCAUCUGAAUCUUUACUUUGCAGAGCUACUUUUUGCUUCCAUUACAGCUGUGUAUUUUUUGGGGUAUGUCUCUUAUAGCUUUGCACAUCUAGAGGCUGAAUUUCUUGUCCAUUUUUUUCUCAACAAAUUUCAAGUCUAGCUGCUGUUUAUCAACUUUAUUUAUGUCUAAACUUAAAGACCUUUUGCUUUAUAUCUUGAGUUGUUAUCCUGUUGGAAGAUAAAAGAAGAUAAACAUUUCUCCGUUUCAAGUCUUCAGCUCUCCCAAAAAGUGUAUUUAGAUUCAUCCAUCUUCUUAUUUACUUUGACCAACUUUUCUGUUCCCAACAAAGACAAACAUCCACACAGCAUGACACUGCCACCACCAUAGUUUAAGAUGGUGAUGUGUUCAGUGAUAGUUUUCUAUCACAUGGUUUUGCAUAUUGACCUACAAGUUCAGCUUUUUUCCUCAUCUGACCAUAGGACUUUGCUCCACAUGUUUGUUGUGUGCCCUGUAUGGCAUGUAGCAAACAAGAAGCAAGACUUUUAACAGUGGCUUUCUUUAAGGCAGCAUUUGUUGAGUUUGCAACUAAUAGCUGUACUAAUAGUUGACUUCUCGUAGUUUACAAAUUGGAAAAGGUAGUAAAGGAGGAUAAGUACAAAUGCCUGCUGUGAUUUUCAGAUUUGUACAGCAUGAUAAAAGUUCCAAGAAAUAUGAACACUUUUGCAAGGCAUUAUAGUUUGAGGCCAUUUUAGAGUUUUUCUUACACUCUAGCUUAUUUUUGAAUCUGUGUGUGUGUAUAUGUUGGGGAAAGUGUUGGCAAAGACAGCCGAGUUGUUAAAUGCCUUUUUUUUGUAAAGUGAACUGAUGCUGGUGGGUUUCUUUUCUUUUCUUCUUUAUUUUCCUUUGGGAGUAUCGUGUCUGUUACCUGUUGUCUAUUUAGCCUGUACAUUCAGAUAUGAACCUAAUAAACAUG